Molecule: messenger RNA, 2021 nt
Organism: Pungitius pungitius (ninespine stickleback)
Lineage: Eukaryota; Metazoa; Chordata; Actinopteri; Perciformes; Gasterosteidae
Gene: kcnj11l
Product: potassium inwardly rectifying channel subfamily J member 11, like
Exons: 6
Coding region: 207-1529 (440 amino acids)
Biological process (GO): regulation of monoatomic ion transmembrane transport; potassium ion import across plasma membrane
Cellular component (GO): plasma membrane
Molecular function (GO): inward rectifier potassium channel activity
Source: RefSeq, a predicted model, not a curated record
CCACGUGACAUCUGGCAUUGGGCGACGUGGUUUUAGUUUGAAGGGGUGAGCGGAACCGCUACCUGGUGUUGCUUUGUAACUUGUCCGGGUCCUGCGGCUGCACGAAGAACCUGAUGAAGAUCCUGAUGAAGAUGGAUCUGCGUUAUCAAUGUCAUUAGGACAAUACGUCGCUUAUUCUUCCGAGCAGUAGUUUCCUCAACAGCACCAUGUUGGCCAGGAAGGGCCUCCUGCCUGAUGGGUUCCUUCUUACCCGUCUUGCUGAGGACCAGAACCAGCGGAACCGGAGCCACUGCAGAGCUCAGAAGGCCCGCUUCAUCACCAAGACGGGCUCCUGCAACGUGGCCCACAAGAACAUCAUGGAGCAGGGUCGCUUCCUGCAAGAUGUCUUCACCACCAUGGUGGACCUGAAGUGGCAGCACUCCUUCCUCAUCUUCACCUCCGCCUUCCUCUGCUCAUGGAUGCUGUUUGCCAUGAUCUGGUGGCUCCUGGCCUUCGCCCACGGGGACCUGGAGCCCCGCGACCCGGAGGGCGAGCCGGGCCCUGUGCCCUGCGUCACCGCCAUCCACUCUUUCACUUCCGCCUUCCUCUUCUCCAUCGAGGUCCAGGUGACCAUCGGGUUCGGGGGCAGGAUGGUGACGGAGGAGUGUCCCCUGGCCAUCACCGUGCUGAUCAUCCAGAACAUUCUGGGGCUGAUCAUCAACGCCGUCAUGCUGGGCUGCGUCUUCAUGAAGACGGCACAGGCCAACCGCCGGGCCGAGACGCUCAUCUUCUCCAGGAACGCCGUCAUCGCCUCCCGCAACGGGCGGCCCACCUUCAUGUUCCGGGUGGGGGACCUGAGGAAGAGCAUGAUCAUCUCCGCCACCGUGCAGCUGCAGGUGAUCCGGCGCACGGUGACAGCGGAGGGCGAGGUGAUCCCCGUGUGCCAGCUGGACAUCCAGGUGGAGAACCCUCUGAGGAGCAACGGCAUCUUCUUGGUGUCUCCUCUGAUCAUCAGCCACACCAUGGAGCGAGGAAGUCCUCUGUACGAGCUGUCCUCCCAGUCCCUGGCCUCUGAGGACCUGGAGAUACUCGUCAUCCUGGAGGGCGUGGUGGAGACCACCGGGAUCACCAUGCAGGCCCGGACCUCCUACACACCUGAGGAGAUCCUGUGGGGGCGGCGCUUCGUCUCCAUCAUGACGGAGGAGGACGGGCGCUACUGCGUCGACUACUCCAAGUUCGGCAACACGGUUCCCGUCAAGAUGUCGUCCCUCAGCGCCAAGGAGCUGGACCAGACCCGGGGGGUCCGGGAGGGUGGCCCCUCCGACCCCGUUAAUCUGCAGGGCUGGGGGCUGGUCCGGGCCGGAAGGGGGGGCUUCCGCAGAGGAGGGGGCCGGGCCUGCGACGGCUCCUCCCCCCCUGAGCCCUGGUACACCCAAUCGGAGCAGCCGCAGAGGGGUGCGGAGCCCACCGGCCAGAAGAACAAGAAGGUGAGGCUGGAGGUGAUCGGACGACGGACUGAAGACGGCGAACUGGGAGAGACCAGCGAAUGAGGACCAGGGGACCCGGUCCCUACUGGAGAACAGGUUCUGACCCGCUAGGACAGAGAUACAGAACCAGGAGGACGUGACGUCAUUAUAAAGAAGUCAACCCUCCAAGAUGGCCGCUAUCCAAGAUGGCCGACUGCUGUCUCUUCAUUGGACUAUAAAACGUGUUUCAAGGAUGUGAAAGUGUAUUUUGUUUACAUUACAUAUCAUUUAAAUGACACUUUUUAUCCAAAGCGACUUACAUUGCAUUAUAACCCAUAGUCUACAUUCUGCCUGGGGAGCAGUUGGGGGUCAGGUGUCUUGCUCAGGGACACUUCAACAUGGCACAUGGGGCAGCCGGGAAUCAAACUGACAACCUUGCAGCUCCCAGCGCAUCACAUGACUCCAUGCGCCUCCAUCACUGCUGUUUCAAUGUGUUCAAGCCAUUCCUUCCAUCAGUGUUUUCAUGUUUCAUGUCUCAUCUUUGAUCACAAAAUAAAACCCAGUAACAUAAAACCA